This is a messenger RNA of Gossypium raimondii (Peruvian cotton), 1688 nucleotides long. RefSeq names its product peroxisome biogenesis protein 3-2. The record is from RefSeq and is a predicted model, not a curated record. Bases 335 to 1450 code for a protein of 371 amino acids. Gene Ontology annotation, cellular component: peroxisomal membrane. NCBI's taxonomy places the organism in Eukaryota, Viridiplantae, Streptophyta, Magnoliopsida, Malvales, Malvaceae. Gene Ontology annotation, molecular function: protein-macromolecule adaptor activity. The transcript has 7 exons. Gene Ontology annotation, biological process: protein import into peroxisome membrane.
UUACCCAAUUCCCUUUCUUCAUAAAUCAAAAUAAGCAAUAAUUUUGGCCUGCACUUUGCUGACAAAAUCCAUCUCCGCUUCUGUAAUAAAACCCUUGCCUAUGAACUAACCGUAAUUUUAAUUUUUCUUUUUUUAAUGUUUUAAGGGGUGGGUAUUUCAAUGCAUUCCUUUUCCUCUCAUCCAUUACCAACAAGAUUUUAUAUUCUUUAAAAAGAUUACCCUUGUUUAUCUUAAAAUACAGGGUAGGGUUUGUUUUCUCUUUUUUGAUUUUUUCCUCUUCCAUAUUUGCUUACUCCAAAUGGAUGUUUCGCUUCGAUAGCCAAUAGUAGCAAAUAUGCUCUAUUUAAGGGAUCUUUGGAGAAGGCAUAGGAGGAAGGUUUUGGUUACAGCAGGUGUUUUAGGAAGUGGGUAUUUGUUGUAUAAACUAUAUGAUGCUCACAAACGUAGGCUUAUUGAUUUGGAAAGGCAACUGGCAAACGAACGGGAAAACGAUGAAUUCAUUAAAGCUCAAAUUCAACUCCAUUUUGAGAACAUUCAAAGAAUUGCUGAUACAACAACAUUACCUCAUGCAAUGCCCUAUUUAAGUUGCCGGAUAGCUGAAGAUUUGAACCUUUCACAUCUUAUGGAGAGACUAGUGAAAGGGAAGGAUCAGCCCAACAGUUUGUCUUCUUCAGAGAAACUUGAGUUAUGGGACAGGCUCAAAAUUUUGAGUUUUACAAGAUUGGUGGUGUCAAUAUGGGCAGUAACCAUUCUUAGCUUAUAUAUUAGAGUUCAAGUCAACAUUCUAGGAAGACAUUUAUAUAUUGAUACUGCACGUGGUCUUGGAAGCUCUUAUUUACUUGAGGAAGCUGAUCUCAUUGACAGGGAUGACCAGCAAAAAUUCCUGGCAAGUGCUGACUUUCUUGCCAAUCAUGGCUUGCCAAAAUUGAUUUCUAGUAUGCAGACAGCUGCAACAGAAGUUUUGAAGGCAAAGCAGUUGAGAGACUUCUUCAAUACUGCAAUACUUCAUGAAACUAUCAUGCAGAUACUUGACAUGUUCCUUAGCAUGGGAAGUCCUCAUCACUGGGUGGACUGCUUGAUGCCUGAGGACCCAAGGUUGUACAAGCUUGCCAAAACAUCCAGCGAUGAAACAAAUCCUCCUGAAUUUACAAAAUUUGAUCAACUUAUGGUUGAGACACGAGAAGUACUUUCAAGUGCUGAAUUCAGUAAUGUUGUUGAAUUAUCAUUAAAAGCAGUGGCGAAAGCACUGGUGGAGGAGAAGGGUUUUCAAUCUGGAGGAGGCAAUCUAACAAAUGGGAUGCCUCUAGCUAGACUUUUGCCUCGAAUUGCACAGAUAUGUCCGACUUUGGUUGAGGAACCAAGCAAAAACCAGUUUAUCCAAAUCAUACAAAGUGUUCCAGAAGUUGGUCUCUUCUUCACUCUCCUCUAUUCCAAUAUGUCAGCCUCAUAGUGAACAAUGUUUGUACCUUUAUUAUUAUUAUUAUUCACAUUUAAUUUACAAAAGGCACCAGCACCAAUGGGGCUGGAUACCUUGGAAGUUGCUCUAGGAAUAAUAGAACCGAAGGCUAGAGAUUAUUCCUUUAGUUUGUAAUUUUUUGUAUGAUGUUAAAUCUCCCUUUGAUUGAAAAUGGUGCUAAAAUAAAGCCUGAGCUGAGGUUGAGAGCCUCGGGGCUUUAGAUUUUCAUUUA